AUGGCAUAUUUAUCACCAACAAUUCUUGUUGCAGGACUAGCGUAUAAGACUACAAGUGAAACAAUAGCAUCAUUCUUUGGAAAAAUAGGACCAGUUGAUGAAGUUUCGCUGAUGCUAAAUUCUUUGGGAAAAUCUAAAGGAUUUGCUUUUGUUACAUUUACAAAACCACAAGAUGCAGACUAUGCAGUUUCAAAUUUCAAUGGUCAAAUACUUGAUGGACGCCGAAUUCGCGUUGAAAUUUCAUCAAGACGUAAGAAAUUUAAACUAGAACGGAAAUUCGAGAUGGAUGAAUAUCACCAGAAUGAAAGACGUUUAGAAGGAUCCAGAGAUCGAUCAAGUGAUCGAAAUACAGAUGAUUCACGCGCAGAAAGAGAUGAAUUCCGUAAAAAGAAUAAAAAGGAUGAAAAAUAUGACAAAAAGCAUGAUAAAAAACAUGAUAAGAAAUCCGCUAAUGCAAAAAGCAGCUCAAAAAAGAAAAACCGAGAUUAUUCUGAUUCUUCAGACUACUAUUACUCUGAUUACUACUCUGAUUAUUCUUAUUCAGAUUAUUACUACUCAGAUUCUGGAUAUUCAAGCUAUUAUUCUAGUUAUUCAGAUUAUUCUUCAUAA
This is a messenger RNA of Trichomonas vaginalis G3, 609 nucleotides long. RefSeq names its product glycine-rich RNA-binding protein family. Gene Ontology annotation, molecular function: RNA binding. Bases 1 to 609 code for a protein of 202 amino acids. Gene Ontology annotation, biological process: positive regulation of mRNA splicing, via spliceosome. Lineage: Eukaryota; Parabasalia; Trichomonadida; Trichomonadidae. The transcript has a single exon. Gene Ontology annotation, cellular component: spliceosomal complex. The record is from RefSeq and is a predicted model, not a curated record.